Messenger RNA from Mollisia scopiformis, 2578 nucleotides. RefSeq lists its product as uncharacterized. The transcript has a single exon. The coding region runs from base 459 to 2123 and encodes 554 amino acids. The record is from RefSeq and is a predicted model, not a curated record. Lineage: Eukaryota; Fungi; Ascomycota; Leotiomycetes; Helotiales; Mollisiaceae.
CCUGAGUACUUGGUCAUCCUGGGCCAACCUCCAGUUCCCUUGUUGGACAAGCAAACUUCCUCGUCCUGCUUUGGGUUCCUCUUCCAGCAGCCAUCAUGUCCUCCUUGAAACCAAAUACUACGCUAGCACUAGAAAUUUCUUGCUGACCUCAAAGAUACAAUGCCCUCUUUAUCCCUGAAUCUCAUCCUCGUCAGGUUUAAAAACAAGUCCUCGAGUAUCACUUCAACAAAGAAGCUUUGUCAACCGCAACCACAGUUGUGGCUAGCAUUAAGAUGAACAAACCACCGGAUUCGGAAAGGUAUACGCUAACCUGAUAAAGACAGGUGUUUCGAUAAAUACAAGUCCGUCCUGUUCUCAGCCAAAGACUCCGACAUCGUUUCCGGAUUUUGAUAACCGCCACCUAGCAACUGAAUCCAGCCUUCAAACACGUAGCUUGAGACAGAGUGUCUUGGAACAAUAUGACACAAGCCUCUCGCAAGCGUCUUCGUACAUCUGAUACGAAUGAGAAUGAUAAGCCAGUUCGCAGAACCAGGCGAGCUACGGCCCAACUGAAGCUGCAAUUAGCUCAAGCGGCUCUUGCUACAGCCCACAAUAACACGGGAGUGGCUGAGACUGCCAAUCCAGCACUUGCUGAAGCCAUCAAAAAUGUAGCAAAUUUGGAAAGAGUCCACCAAGAGGCCCAAAAGGUGGUAGACGAGGCUCGAUUGGGACUUGGGUCAGCUAAAGAGGAAUAUGUCCAAGCAGGCCUCUUGGUAAAAGAACUGAACAUCGAGCGCGAUGCCAUCCAGGAACGAUAUCUAGCUGCCCAGGUUGCGCGUCCAAAUCAGCUUACAACAAUGCAACAACAAUUGCGAGCUUGCGUAUCGCAGCUUGCUGGGGCUACACAAGAUCUUUCAGAGAAGAAGUCUGUGCUGGCGGAAUUGCAUGAAGACAUAAAUCUCCUCGAACAGGAUCGUGAUCAAUCUACGCUGGAUCUCUGCCAUGCGAUUUACAUCCGCAACAAGUGCAUGUCCGUGGAAACAGGAAGGGAUACUACCACCUCUGCAGCACAGGAUCAGAUCAAUGAACCAAAACAAGAGUUGACCGACGUCACAAAUGACGGUGGCCGUCUUCAAGAAGAGCUUAUCGACAGGGGAUAUAGUCUGCCAGUCUCUCCCAGUGCUGCCCUUCGAGAUUGCCAGAACCGAGUCAGGAAUUUGGGACGAGAGCUCAGAGAUUGCAAUGACGGACAGAGUAUCGCCUCUGGACUCUCUACUUUGAGUCAACUUGCUGACACCGAAGCGCGAAUUAGACAACUGGAAGCAGAAAUAGAGGAGCACAAUCGAAAUCUAGCAUCUUUGCAGACUCUCAUUCAACAGCAAGAAGAUGCCACUACAAAAGCUCGUUUAGAAGACCAGAGAAAAAUUCUUAGGCUAGAACGGGAGCUCAGGGAUUGCAAUGAUGAUCAAAGCGUCGCUUCUGAUUUUUCUACCUUGAGUCAACUUGCCGAUGCUCAGGCACGAAUUAGAGAUUUAGAAGCUGAGUUAGCUACGAUGACAGCAGACACGCUCGUUGAAGCAGACGAAGAAGCACAAGAAGUGCUCAGACAGGAAGUCGUUGAACUCAAUGCCACAGUUGAACGCUUGCAAACAAAGCUUGAAUAUGUGAAUGCUGCCCGAACGCAAGAAGUUGGUGCCAUUCAAGUCCAAAGACAACUUGAUAAUUCCACCGAUGACGAUGAACUACGUGCAGCAAACGAACGUGGAGACCGGGCAGAGCGUUUAAGAGCAGAAGGAGCCGCAGGAAUCGCAGCGCUUCAAGCAGCCAAUGAUGCAUUAACAACUCAAGUCGCAGCUCAAGGCAGUACGUCUAAGUCGGAUCGUCACUUGUGGCAACUUGUGAACAAUUCUAACCGUGAUAUUGAUCGGCUUCGAGCCCAAAACAGUUCUCUUACCGAUCAAGUCAAAGUCUUGGCCGGUGAAAUCGUCGCCCUGCGAAAAACGCAAGGCAACGGAAACGGUAACAAAAAUGGUAAGAAGACCACCGAUCUCGAAGCUGCUCUUAAAGCUUGCAGAGAUGCAAAUGAAGAUGGUGUGUUCGCAACUUUUCCUCGUGAUAAAGUUCAAUCCAUGGUAGAAAGCUAACAAGUAUAGAACCUCGCAAGGCUCGUCGGACCCGUGCAGCAGCCACUGCCGCAGUUCCAAGCAACUUUCGAGUCGGUCCCUAUGCCAAGGUCACUAAGCCCGCUCCGCAGAAGAGCCCAGUCAAGAAGAGAUCCGGCACAGCAUAAAGAUAGGCUUCAGGACAGUCUUUAUUAUUUUUUUAUUGUGACGGGAAUACAGACAAUGGAAAAGAGAGCUGGUUACAGCUCGAUCUCUGCUGUCUUGGGAUUGAAUGAGAUUUGUUUCUGCACCAGGCCAGUCAAUACGUAGAAUCAAUGUCGUUAUUUUCUUUCCAAACGCUGUUGAUGUGAACGUGAAUGCAGUGGCAUAGGAACCUUGGGGGGGGAUAUUGCACUUGCAAGGUGUUGGAUGAGUGAGAAUAGUUUACGAAUAUAUCACAAGUCGAUGAACACUCGAAUCACAAAACGGCUAGAAAA